Xenia sp. Carnegie-2017 is the source of this 3516-nucleotide messenger RNA. RefSeq lists its product as uncharacterized. The record is from RefSeq and is a predicted model, not a curated record. The transcript is spliced from 5 exons. The coding region runs from base 88 to 1767 and encodes 559 amino acids. Gene Ontology annotation, biological process: transmembrane transport. Gene Ontology annotation, molecular function: transmembrane transporter activity. Lineage: Eukaryota; Metazoa; Cnidaria; Anthozoa; Malacalcyonacea; Xeniidae.
UAUAAGUGAACAUUGAUAAUUGGUAAGGCGUGAUGUGUGUGUUUGUGUGGUAAAAUUUAUAAAUCGAAGGUAUUACAAUUUCAUAUCAUGAGAAAGCUAAAGUUCAUCGAAAAACGCAAUUUGACAAUGAUUGCAUUUUCAACCCGCAUGUUUUUUAUGGGUGUUGAAUAUGCCGUAAUAUUUCCUUCUGUAUGGCUGUAUUUGAAAAUAUUCCAUGUACAAUAUUGGUAUCUUGGAUUGGUGCUGUCUGCUUAUAACAUGGUGGGUAUUUUAAGUACAGCUAUAGUCGGACGGUUAGCUGAUAUCACCCGUAAAGUAAAAUGGAUUUGCUUUUUAUGGAACAUUGCUGAAAUUGUGGGAAACUUCAUGUAUUCCUUGCCAUUUUGGGUGGGCUUUCCUCUGCUUGGUCGCAUGAUAGCUGGUUUUGGAGAAGGUUUCAUCUCUGCAAUGUGGGGUGAAAUGACUAGAGUCACGACAAAUGAACAACGUACACGCUUCUUCGCCAUUUUGAAAGGAUGCAAUCUCCUUGGUGCUGCAGUUGGACCUGCUUUUAAUCUUGUUUUACGCAAUAUUGAUUUCAGUAUUGGUUCGUGGUUUAUUGACUACAGAACAUCACCAGGUUUUGUGAUGGGUUUUAUUUGGAUUGUUGUCUCUUUACUUAUGAUCUUCUGUGUUUUUGACUUAUCGCUAGAACUACAAAACAAUUAUCAUCUGCUUCACGAAGAGCCUCCCGUCAAUCUAGAAUCUUCUCAAGCAAAACAACUCAAGAAAAAGAGAUCGAAAGAUCACCGGAAAUCUCCGAAGACGCAACCAAUCAAUCAGCCUGAAAAACGGACGAGUAAGAAGAAAUAUGUCCGUUCAUUAGCAGACUCUCAUCCUCCUCAGGAACCAAAAAAGACUCUGUUGUCUUUUGUCGAAGAUGCUCUUGCCUUGAAAACUAUAGGAAGUGAUGGUGCUGCAAAAUAUGGUGUGGAAAAUGAUGAUAUAGGAGACAUAAGUAAUGUCCAAUUUCGAAAAGAUUCCAUUGCAUCCCAUCAUACAUCACAUGGUGAUGAAGUAAUUGUUGAAUCUAAUAAAUCAACAUUCGGCUCGCUUUCGGAGAAUAGUCUGACGUCAUCUGAUAGUGAACCAGAAGAAGCUGUAGAAAUUGCCGCCAAAGUAUCAUUCAAAGUCGCUAUUUAUGAUAUGUUUUCGAAAAGUCACGUUGUAGCUUUGAUUUAUCUUCUUUUCUUUAUGUAUGUACUUCAUACUUGCCUUCAAGGUAUCACCCCUUUGAUUGCGGAAAAUGAGCUGUCAUGGAGUGUAAACCAAGUCAGUAUUUUAUAUACCGUAUGGGGAAUGGAGAUUAUCUUAGUUCUUGUUAUUCUUUGGUGGAUUUCUCCUAAAAUUUCCGACCGUGUCAUCUUGCUGUCUGCCGUCGUAUGUGGUUGUUUAUCAACUCUAUCCUUUAUCAUCCUCAGUUACUCCAUCCCUGGAAGCAAACUCUGUUUAUGUAGUUUUCUCAUAACUAUAUUUCUCGCCGGUAUAGGAAUCUCAGUCACUGUUGUUGUAGGACGAUCAUUGGUCUCCAAACAUACUGAAGCAGCCAAUCAGGGACUUGUACACGCAAUACUUACAUCUUUUAAUCGAAUUGCAGGUUUGACAGGACCUUUGUUUGGGAGUAGUUUGUAUACAGAAAAAAUAGCAAUGGCUUGGACACUAACUUUCGUCGAAGUUGUUGGUUUGUUGUUCCUGCUAUAUGUCUACAAGAAACUUAAAGUACAUUAAAUAGCCUAUUUUGUUUGCGUAUAGAAUAAAUUGCUUGAAAAUUUAGUCAUCAGAUCAAGAUUUUUUAAAUAUCAUGUUAAUAUGAUUGUAAUGAUUUUCAAGCAUUCAUUUGCUCUCCUUACAAAGAAACAGUCACUAUGUUUGAACCUACAACAUGUUAAAUAUAUAUCCGACGAAGUGUUAUAUGAUGAGGCCAACAAAAGUUUAGUGACGACUGAAGAACGGAAACAUUCAAAGAAGGCUACGUGUUGUAUGGUGCUAUAUUUAAUUAUGAUAUGUGGUACGCGCUCAAGCAAACAUAAUUAGAUAAUGAACGUCACGGGAGUUUAGUUGCAUUGAAUACAUCGAAUGCGAUAGGGAGCUAUUGAAAUUUCUGGUUAUUAUAUUAACAAAGCUUGCAUGUUGAGUUUAUUGUUUGUCUUCUCUUCGUGGCCGAAUCAUCAUGACCUUGUGAUCAAAUCUGAAAUUGUUAUCUGGAUAAAUAAAUCUACAAGUUUACAUAGUUCACUUAAGGAAGGCAAGAUUUAAAGUUUGAAUCAACUUGUAUCACGAUGGCGUCUUGUGUUGUUAUGUGUUUGGGUGAUAGUAGAAAUUGGAAACUAAAAAGAGAAAGUAAUGAAAUAAAAAUAGACUCGGGGAAAAGAAGAAAAGUUGAAAAUGUACGCGAUGAGAAAAAUCAUAGAAUGUCUCAAACUUACAAGAAACCGCUCUCAGAUGUAACCAGUAAUCAUGCACAAGAAAAAAUGAGUACUUUAACUGAGUCAUCUCAAGAUGUCCUUGGUGGUAAUAUUGGAAAAGCUGCAACAGAAAACCUUGACGACAGCGAAACUGUUACAUAUGUUAACAACCUAUUCAGCCCUGUGAACAAGUUACAAGCAAUACCGUUGACGCUUGGCGAGCUUCGUAGAAGAAGCCAGCAUCCUGAGUACUUUGGCCGGUCGGAGAUGGUUGCCUAUCUACGUCAUUCAAAAACGACUGGAAACGAUCUUGUGUCACGUUAUGAUCUUAAGACAAAAAAGAAAGGAAGCAAAGUCAAUGUCCUGUCACGAUUGUGCGAGAGAGAAGCACAAACUUUAGCCAGUGGCAUUCACGACAUCAACUGCGAGUACUUCCCCACUGAUUUCGUUGUUGAAAAGAUGAAAAAUAAAAUGGAAGAUAAAAAAGUGGAUGAAAAAAAUGUGAUAGUUGAUGUAGAGUGUGAAGAUAGGAAGAAAACAGUCAAUAGUACCAUUACAAUGUUGCAGAACUUAAGAAAAUCACUUGAAGAACCUGAUGAAGACAUAGCUGAAGAUCUUAAAAUAUUUGACAGAGCUACACACACUUUUGGUUCUCAAAAUAUCAACAAUCACAUAAACUUCAUUGUCAACUGCCUCACUCAACUUCAUGAAAAACUUUGAAGAGUUAAAGCAGUUUCAAACUUUCAUGGGAUAAAGGAGUUAAUGCAUCAAUUUUUUAUGCAACAAAUUGUGUGAAAUUCACCCAGAAACUGGUCCAUAGACCUUAUUUUCUAUCUAACAUAUUGCAAAUUUAUUUUUUAUUGAUGAUAAUGUUGCAGAUAUUGCACAUUAAAGGGGAAUAUUUUGAACAUUAAACAUAAUUAAUAUGCAAAUUAAUAUGAAAAAUAUGCAAAAUUAAACACAUCAAAGACUUGUAUUUUGUGACCCAGGUAAUGCCAACCUACAUUAAAGCUAGUUAUACAAAUGUAGUUUUAUAAAAUGUAUAGCAAGAUUACAUUGGAUUUAUCACAAA